Molecule: messenger RNA, 1634 nt
Organism: Mugil cephalus (flathead mullet)
Lineage: Eukaryota; Metazoa; Chordata; Actinopteri; Mugiliformes; Mugilidae
Gene: selenbp1
Product: selenium binding protein 1
Exons: 12
Coding region: 55-1473 (472 amino acids)
Molecular function (GO): selenium binding
Source: RefSeq, a predicted model, not a curated record
AUCAUGAAGCCCCAGUGAUUCUGGUGUGAGACUGUUCAGACCAGGAGUUCAACCAUGGCCAGCUGUUCAGGAUGUGGACCGGGAUACCGCAGCCCGCUGGAGGCCAUGAAGGGUCCCAGAGAGGAGAUCGUCUACCUGCCCUGCAUCUACCGUAACACCGACAUCCUGAAACCAGACUACCUGGCCACCGUUGACGUCGACCCCAAGUCCUCCACCUUCUGCCAGGUGAUCCACCGGCUGCCGAUGCCGAACCUCCGUGAUGAGCUGCAUCAUUCCGGCUGGAACGCCUGCAGCAGCUGCUUCGGAGACGCCUCCAAGAAAAGAAACCGUCUCAUUCUUCCCUCGCUGAUCUCGUCCAGAGUCUAUGUGGUGGACGUUGGGACGGACCCCAGAGCUCCGCGACUGCACAAGAUGGUAGAACCUGUGGAUCUGUUCUGGAAGUGUGGUCUGGCGAACCCUCACACCAGCCACUGUCUGGGCAGUGGCCAGAUCAUGAUCAGCUGCAUGGGAGACCCGUCUGGCAACGGCAAAGGUGGUUUUGUCCUCCUGGACGGUGAGACAUUUGAGGUCCUCGGGAACUGGGAGCACCCGGGGGAAGCGGCCCCGUUUGGGUACGACUUCUGGUACCAACCCAGACACAACGUGAUGAUCAGCACCGAAUGGGGGGCGCCCAAAGCCCUGGUGGAUGGGUUCAACCCGGCCCACGUCAAAGAGGGUCACUACGGCAGGUCUCUGCAUGUCUGGGACUGGACCACCCACAGGAAGCUCCAGACCCUGGACCUGGGGGAGGACGGCGCCAUCCCUCUGGAGGUCCGGUUCCUCCAUGAGCCCAGCGCCACCGAGGGCUACGUGGGCUGUGCUCUACGGGGGUCCGUCUUCAGAUUCUACAGAACCCCGAAAGGAGACUGGGACGUAGAGAAGGUCAUCAGUGUCCCCCCCAAGAAAGUGGACGGAUGGAUGCUCCCGGAGAUGCCAGGUCUCAUCACAGACAUCCUGCUCUCGUUGGACGACCGGUUCCUCUACUUCAGUAACUGGCUCCAUGGGGACAUCAGACAGUAUGACAUCACAGACCGGCGGACGCCCCGACUGGUCGGCCAGGUCUUCCUGGGUGGACUUCUUGUCAAUGAUGGACCAAUCAGAGUCUUGGAAGACCCAGAGGACAAGCAGCAGCCCCACCCCCGCGUCAUCCAGGGGAAGCGUGUCCCUGGAGGUCCUCAGAUGCUGCAGCUCAGUCUGGACGGACGUAGACUUUACGUGACCACGUCUCUCUACAGCGGCUGGGACAAACAGUUCUACCCCGACAUGAUCAGGGAGGGCUCAGUGAUGAUGCAAAUCGACGUGGACACCGUUAGCGGGGGUCUGUCCCUCAACGAGGACUUCCUGGUGGACUUCGGUAAAGAACCUGACGGUCCGGUUCUGGCCCACGAGCUCCGGUACCCGGGGGGGGACUGCACCUCAGACAUCUGGCUGUGAAGACGGGACCAGGGACCAGGGACCAGGGACCAGGGACCAGGGACCAGGACAGUGGAGGAUCCUGAGGACGAAUUUAAAUGGUGUGUGUCUGUUAAUGAGCCUCAGUAAAAACCUUCAGAACCGAACUUCACUGCUUUGGAAUAAAGUCCUGAUGAAAACUC